GCUGCCGCGUUGAUCAAUUAUUUGAUAUUUUUCUCUUGACAAAACCCACCAUGGACCUCCUUUUUUGACCUUUCUAGAACCGUAGAACGUGUGUGAUGCAUAACUACAUGAUUUCCUCCUAAUAAAUCACGUCUACUCAUCUGUAGAUAUCGAAUCAUGGAAGAGUCGCUUCAGAUGGCUUCUAGUCCGAUCAUAACUAUGCUAGAACAGUUCCAUGUAUCGCCACCACCAGCCACCAUAGGUGACAGGUCGCUGCCCCUAACCUUUUUCGACAUCGUAUGGCUGCCCUAUCCUCCCGUUAACCAUCUUUACUUCUACGAGUUCCCACUCUCUAAAACUAAGUUUAUGGAAAAAAUUGUCACCACUUUAAAAAACUCGUUAUCUACAACUCUUCAACAUUUUUUUCCUUUCGCUGGUAACUUGAUCAUAUAUCCAACUUGUACAAGAAACCCCGAAAUACGUUACGUAGAAGGUGAUGCUGUUGUAGUCACGAUUGCGGAGAGUACACUAGAUUUCAACGAUCUUGUAGGAAAUCAUCCAAGAGACUGUGAUAAGUUUUAUCCUCUUGUACCUCUACUUGGACAAGCUACAAAAGUAUCUGAUUAUGUUAAAAUCCCGGUGUUCUCCAUUCAAGUGACACUUUUCCCUAACUGUGGCUUCUCUAUUGGAAUAACCAAUCAUCAUAGCCUUGGAGAUGCAAGCACAAGGUUUUGUUUUUUGAAGGCAUGGACUUCGAUUGCAAGAACUGGUUCAGAUGAGUCAUUUCUUGUUAAUGGAACUUUGCCAUUUUACGAUAGAGUGGUAAAACAUCCGGAGUUAGAUGAACUAUAUAUAAAGCAAGCAAAAGUCGAAACUUUUUGUGAUGGGUAUCAGCCUCCAUGCCUUUCUGGACCAAGUGAUAAAGUCCGGGUAACUUUGGUGUUGACAAGAGCCAUGAUCAAUCAAAUGAAGAAAUGGGUAUUAACACAUCAUCCCACGUUACAAUACGUAUCAUCUUUUACAGUUGCAUGUGGUUAUGUAUGGAGUUGCUUUGCGAAAUUACGCAAUGAUGGGUUACAAGUAUUUGGUUUAGCCAUUGAUUGUAGGACACGUCUUGUUCCACCGAUUCCUGCUACCUACUUUGGAAACUGUGCUGCUCCAUGUAUGGCGAUGGCGAAAGCUCAUCUUUUAACUGAAAAAGAAGGAUUUGCGACUGCUGUUAGAUUACUUGGGGAGAGUUUAUAUAAGAUGUUGAAUGAUGAAGAGGGUAUCAUGAAAGAUGCCAAGACUUGGUUCAAAUUUUCUUUUGAAGGGAAGCCAACAACGAUCACAGGGGUUGCUGGAACACCUAGACUUGAAUUUUAUGACAUGGAUUUUGGAUGGGGAAAGCCUAGAAAGUAUGAAACAAUUUCGAUCGAUUAUAGUGAAACAAUUUCUAUGAACACCACCAAUGAAUCGAAUCAAGAUUUGGAGAUUGGUGUCUGCCUUUCGCGUAGUGAGAUGGAGGCGUUUAUUGGUAUCUUUAAUGGGGAAUUAGAAAAUUACAUGUAGUAUCGAUGAAUCAUCGCAUUAGUGAGUAAGAUUAGGUGAAGUAAAAUAAACUUUGUUGUUAACUAUUUUAAGAGGGUAACCCGAAGCAGCCAAAGACCCUAUGUCUACUUCCCUGAUCUCUUCUCUUUCUACUAAAACAUGCUGUUAAAGCUAUGGAUAAUAGAAGAGAUUUUUGCCAACUUGCUUGUUUAGGUCACCAUUGUUUUUAUUUUUAUCAUUUUAUUAUUAUUGUUUGUGUAAGUUGUCUAUUUUUAGUUAAUUGAUGAUCUAGGAAACCACC
This is a messenger RNA of Lactuca sativa (garden lettuce), 1810 nucleotides long. The record is from RefSeq and is a predicted model, not a curated record. Lineage: Eukaryota; Viridiplantae; Streptophyta; Magnoliopsida; Asterales; Asteraceae.